GGUAAACAAACCACAUGCGGUGUUGAGGCAGUCGGACUGGGACGAACGGAGUCAAUUUGCCGAUAUUUCUGCGGAGAUUUACAUAAUGGAUUACAUAUAAGCAAUAGAGGAAAUCAGAAAAAAGGAGCUAGGAGAAUAGCAAGAGUAAAACCAGUGAUAUCAAGAAAUUGAUGCUGAUAGUUGUAAGAUUGAGGACAUUUGGUUCAUUGUUAAAUAAAUUCUUACAAUACGAGAGGAUAACAGUCAGUGUGAGGAUGGCUUCCAGUGAAAAAGGAAGUGAAGAAACAGGUGGCAGCAACGGAGGAAAUGAUGAGAUGGGAUUUGUGAUAGAUAAGCGUCCUUUUACCCAUGUCCAAGAAGGAAAAGCAGAAGUACUUUUUCCAAGCUCUCAUGAUGUUUUUUACAAUCCUGUGCAAGAAUUUAACAGAGACUUAAGUGUUGCAGUGUUGAGAGUCUUUGCGGCAGAAUAUAAAGAGAAAGAGAAGCAGAAAAAGAAGAAAGCAGAAUUAAAGGAGAAAGCAAGGUUGUUAAAACUCUCAAAGGAUGAAGAGGAUGCUAAAAAGGAGACUGAAGGAACACAAGAAUCUAACAAGGAAGUGAACACAGAGGAAGUCCCUCCAGCAGAGAAAAAAUUUACUAUAUUAGAACCGGGGAAGAAAGACCCAGAAGGCAUAAGGAUCUUGGAGGCUCUUGCAGCUUCGGGUCUUCGGUCAAUACGCUAUGCACAUGAAGUUGGUGGUGUGGUGGAGAUUGUGGCUAAUGAUUUCUCAAAGCAAGCAGUGGAGUGCAUAGAACGUAACAUCACCCACAAUAAGGUGGAAGACAUCGUUACGUCUAGUUACAGUGAUGCCUCUAUGGCGAUGUACAAGAGUUACGAGCAAGGAAAAAGAUUUCACGCCAUUGAUCUUGACCCAUAUGGCUCUCCACACAUAUUUCUGGAUAGCGCCGUGAAGAGUGUGGCAGAUGGAGGUAUUCUCCUGGUUACCUGCACAGACAUGGCUGUACUGUGUGGUAAUUCACCAGAAACCUGUUACACAAAAUAUGGAGCUUUGUCUAUCAAAAGCAAAGCUUGUCAUGAAAUAGCCUUAAGAAUUGUGCUGCAGUGCAUUGAGUCCCAUGCCAACCGUUAUGGCAGACACAUUGUGCCAUUGUUAUCUAUGAGUGCAGACUUCUAUGUAAGAGUUGUUGUUCAAGUAUUUACAAGUCAAUUUAAGUGCAAGGAAAGUUUUUCAAAGGUUUCUUGGCUUUACCAGUGUGUAGGAUGUGAAACAACUACCCUGCAACCUUUGGGACGUGUUGUAGUUAAUGGGAAAAGUGUGAAGUACCAGUUGUCACCAGGUCCUGCAGUCAGUCAAUCUUGUAACCAUUGUGGCCACAGACACUCAGUUGCAGGCCCUAUCUGGAAUGCACCUAUACAUGACAAAGAUUUCAUUCAUAAAUUGAAAGAGUCCCUUGUUGAGGAUGAAUUCACAACAUUCCGCCGUAUAUAUGGUACUUUGACUAUGAUGGAGGAAGAAUUGACAAAUGUGCCUCUGUAUUAUGUUGUAGAUAAGUUGGCUACAGUGGCUGGUAUUAACCUGUGUAAAAUGGUACAGUUUAGAUCAGCUAUCCUGAAUGCAGGAUACAAGGUUUCUAUGUCACAUGCAUGCAAAAAUUCUAUCAAGACUGAUGCUCCUGCACAGAUUAUAUGGGACAUAGUUAGGGCCUGGGAGAAAUCAAAUCCUGCCAACAAGGAGAAGAUGGCUCCAGAUCGGCCUGGAAGAAGAAUUCUGGAGAAGAAUUCUGAAACAGAAAUCAACUUUGAAAUACACCCCGACAGCAAUCCUCAGUCCAGAAAGCAGGAGCUGCUUAGAUUUCAAGUGAAACCAGAGAAGAACUGGGGGCCAAAGUCUAGAGCAAAGACUAGUUUGUUUCAUGGAAAUCAAGACGAUAAAAGAUCACGCAACCAGGGGAAGAAAAGGAGAAUUCAAGCAAAUGUCGAGCAGUUGCCAUCAAAACUGCCAAAAGAAAAUGACUCAAAUGAAGGAAAAGAAACCAGAAAUUGAAACUGACACCUUGUGUUCAACUCUCUUUUGUUUUCAUUGAUUUACUUUUUUUUUUAUGAAUACACCGGUCUGCUACUUGCACUCUCACAAUGACACACACACACACACACACACACACACACCACACACCACACACACACACACACACACACACACACACACACA
Messenger RNA from Penaeus vannamei (Pacific white shrimp), 2210 nucleotides. Its product is annotated as tRNA (guanine(26)-N(2))-dimethyltransferase. Gene Ontology annotation, molecular function: tRNA (guanine(10)-N2)-methyltransferase activity; RNA binding. Gene Ontology annotation, cellular component: nucleus. Gene Ontology annotation, biological process: tRNA N2-guanine methylation. NCBI's taxonomy places the organism in Eukaryota, Metazoa, Arthropoda, Malacostraca, Decapoda, Penaeidae. The record is from RefSeq and is a predicted model, not a curated record.